Penicillium verhagenii is the source of this 1029-nucleotide messenger RNA. RefSeq names its product SDR family oxidoreductase. The coding region runs from base 1 to 1029 and encodes 342 amino acids. Lineage: Eukaryota; Fungi; Ascomycota; Eurotiomycetes; Eurotiales; Aspergillaceae. The transcript is spliced from 4 exons. Gene Ontology annotation, molecular function: oxidoreductase activity, acting on the CH-OH group of donors, NAD or NADP as acceptor. The record is from RefSeq and is a predicted model, not a curated record.
AUGACUCGUGUUCUCCUAACUGGUGGUAGUGGUUUUAUCGCCACACAUGUUCUCGAAAUUCUUCUCGCCCGUGGUCAUUCAGUUGUCGCAACCGUCCGCUCCCAGCAAAAGGCCCAAGCAAUCUUGCAAUCUCACCCCGAUCUACAGAAAGACCGUCUGGACUGCACUAUCGUGGAAGAUAUAGGUCAAGCUGAUGCCUUUGACAACGCCGUUGUUUCCGAGCCUCCAUUCGACGCUGUUAUUCAUACGGCCAGUCCAUAUCAUUUCAAUGCCAAAGAUGCGAAAGAGUUACUCGAUCCAGCCAUUAUUGGAACCACGGGGAUUCUCACUUCGGUGCAUAAAUAUGCGCCGUCUGUCAAACGUGUGGUGGUGACUUCUUCUUUCGCUGCUAUCAACAAUAUUUACGCCCAAGGCAAGGACAAGGUGUACUCCGAGGCCGACUGGUGUCCCAUCACAGAGGAACAAGCCAACGAGAAUCCUGGCAACGCUUACCGAGCAAGCAAGACAUUUGCUCGAGCCGCAUGGGAUUUCAUGAAAAGGGAAAACCCUUCUUUUGAUUUGGUAGUCAUGAACCCACCCCUCGUUCUUGGCCCCAUUGCACACGGCCUUGCCUCUCUCAGCGCCUUGAACACUUCCAACCAGCGCAUCCGAGACCUGAUAACCGGCGCUUCUAAAGCCAGUUGCCCACCCACUGGAAACCACGGCUAUGUUGACGUACGCGAUCUCGGACUGGCGCAUGUCCUAGCGAUUGAGAAGCCCGAAGCAGGCGGGAAGCGAUUCUUUACCGUAUCGAGCCAUUUCUCAAAUAAAGAAAUUGCGGAAAUCAUUGGUCAAGAAUUCCCGGAGUUCUUGGAUCGGUUGCCGUCGGGCGAUGCUUUGGCUCCCGGUGACUACCCGGCCGAUGGGGUGUAUGGAUUUGACAACUCACGCAGUCGGGAGAUUUUGGGGUUGAAGUUCAGGACUCUCAGGGAGAGUAUUGUGGAUGCCGUGCAUAGCUUGUUGGCCGUGGAGCCAGAGAUUGCCAAUUGA